Trichechus manatus latirostris (Florida manatee) is the source of this 2431-nucleotide messenger RNA. RefSeq names its product FRAS1 related extracellular matrix 1 (gene FREM1). Gene Ontology annotation, biological process: cell communication; anatomical structure morphogenesis. The record is from RefSeq and is a predicted model, not a curated record. Bases 1 to 2148 code for a protein of 715 amino acids. Gene Ontology annotation, cellular component: membrane. The transcript is spliced from 13 exons. Lineage: Eukaryota; Metazoa; Chordata; Mammalia; Sirenia; Trichechidae.
AUGGUGAAACAAGAAUCCAUGCUGAAGGCUACCUUGCCUCUCUUUGCCAGAUUCAUUGUCAGCAAUGGACUGCGGACCAAGCAUGGGGUGUUUGAAGUCACACUGGAGACUGUGGACAAAGCCUUGCCCGUGGUAACAAGGAACAAGGGAUUGAGACUGGUCGAAGGGGCCACAGGCUUGCUUUCCCCUGACCUCCUCCAGCUGACCGACCCUGACACUCCACUGGAGAAACUUACCUUCCUCCUGGCCCAGCUCCCACAACAUGGUCAGCUCUACCUGCAGGGGACAGUGCUGCUUCAACCCAAUUUCACUCAACAGGAUGUGGACAACAGGAAUGUGGCUUAUAGGCACUCAGGAGGGGACUCCCGGAUUGACCAAUUUACUUUUGUGGCCACAGAUAGGACAAACAAAGGCUUUGUUGUGGAUGGGAGAGUGUGGGAAGAACCUGUUUCAUUCACCAUCCAGGUGGACCAGCUGGACAAAACGGCACCCAAAAUCACACACUUGCAUUCUGCCUCUCAAGUGGGACUCCUGAAAAACGGCUGUUACGGGAUUUACAUCACCUCCCGCGUGCUGAAGGCCUCUGACCCUGACACCGAGGAUGAUCAGAUCAUCUUCAAGAUUUCACGAGGCCCUCAACAUGGACAUCUGGAGAACACAACAGGUACUGGUGAAUUUAUCCAUGAAAAAUUUAGCCAAAAGGACUUAAACAGUAAGACCAUUCUUUACAUCAUAAAUCCAUCUCUGGAAGUAAAUUCAGAUGUCAUGGAAUUUCAAAUCAUGGACCCUACAGGGAAUUCUGCCCCUCCUCAAAUUUUGGAAUUGAAGUGGUCUCAUAUUGAAUGGUCACAGACUGAGUAUGAGGUCUGUGAGAAUGUGGGCUUGUUGCCCUUGGAAAUCACCAGAAAGGGAUACUCCAUGGACUCAGCCUUUGUGAGUGUGAAGGUCAACCCAGUGUCAGCUACAGUCGGAAAAGAUUUCACUGUGACUCCAUCUAAGCUGAUUCAGUUUGACCCAGGAAUGUCAGCUAAGAUGUGGAAUAUAGCAAUUACCUAUGACGGAUUAGAGGAAGAUGAUGAGGUCUUUGAAGUAAUUCUGAACUCCCCCGUGAAUGCAGUUCUUGGCAGAAAGACAAAAGCUGCAGUGAAAAUUUUGGACUCAAAAGGAGGACAGUGCCAUCGUUCAUAUUCCCUCAACCAAAACAAGCACAACGCAUGGGAGAAGGGCAUUUGGCGUCCGCUGCCCCCAGGGUCUUCCUCACCCACCACUUCUGGUUCCUUUCAUCUGGAAAGAAAACUUCCAUCUUCUACGAGACUAGCAGUCACCAGAGGAGAGAGCCCGUGGGGAUUUGAGUCUAUGGAUCUUUCUCGAAUGAGGCUUAGGCCCCGUGGGAAUGUCAGAACAAUUCAUCCCUCCUCUGUUUAUAGAAAUGGAACAGACAUCAUUUAUAAUUAUCAUGGGACGGUUUCCCUGAAACUGGAGGAUGACAGUUCCUCAGCUCACAAACAGAAAGCCGAAGUCUCCGUCAUCAGUUGGCCACAAAAGACGAUCCAAGUGGCAGAACUGCCUCAAGCAGAUAAGGUGGAAUCCACAACUGACUCACACUUCCCCAGACAGGACCAGUUGCCCUCAUUUCCAAAGAACUGUACUCUGGAAUUAAGGGGACUCCUCUAUUUUGAAGAAAGCUUCCAAAAGCUGUAUCAGUGCAAUGGGACUGCCUGGAAAGCCUGGAGCCCCCGAACCAAGGAGGUGGAAGACAAGUCCUGCCCAGCUGGGUGGCACCAUCACUCAGGCUACUGCCACUCCUUGAUCAUGGAGCAGAAACAUACCUGGACUGCAGCUGCUCAAGCUUGCAGGGAACAACACCUGGGCAGCCUUGUAACUGUCCUCACAAGGCAGCAUAUGCGAUGGCUCUGGUACAUCAGUGGAAGGAGGCCCUUCUGGAUAGGUUUGAAUGACCAAGUGCAUGCUGGCCACUGGGAGUGGAUUGGUGGUGAGCCCGUCGCCUUCACCAACUGGAGGAAAUUACCCCGUCAACAUUCAAAGCCUGGAAAGAACUGUGUUUUGGUUCAUAGACAAGGGAAAUGGCAGGCCAAGGACUGUAGGCAGGGCAAACCCCACAAUUAUAUAUGCUCCAGGAAACUCUAAAUGUAACUGGCCUUCUAGGUGCCCGCCUGGGAUUUCUCACCUAUUUAUUUAUGGGAUGUGUGAAUAUUGCCCACGAGAAAACCAGUUGUCAUGACUUACUUCUUAUAUUUUUAAAAUCAUAGUUUGUAAGUGAUCCUCUCUAGUUAAAAAUGGAACAAAAAUUAAUUGUUCCAGAAAGAUUGAUAAAUGAAUAUUUCUUAUAAAAUGAGAUACAAUUUUUGCAUCUCAAUACCUUUUAAAGUAAAAGCUUGCAGUAUUAUAAGAUGUAGGAUUUGUUUAUUCC